AUGCAUAGGACCAAUGGAAUUUCUGGCACACACCAAGCUUGUGCUGCUUGUAAACAUCAAAGGAAGAGAUGUACUGAUAAGUGCAUAUUAGCUCCAUUUUUUCCAGCUGAAAAAGUGAGAGAAUUUCAAGCAGUUCACAAAGUAUUUGGUGUUAGUAAUGUCCAAAAAUUGGUAAGAAAUCUCCUUAAUGAUGAGGACAGAAAACGGGCCACAGAUUCUCUUGUUUGGGAGGCCUUAUGUCGUCAAAAGGACCCGAUUUUAGGCCCAUAUGGAGAAUAUAGAAAAAUCUAUGAUGAACUCAAGUCUUAUCAAACUCAGGCCCAAGCCCAAGUCCAUCAUCAAGCGGGUCAAUAUAUGGCGCAAAACGGGCACAAUAACGGGUCGGUUUAUAAAUCGGGAAAUGGGUUGCUUGGGUGGAGCGUAAACACUAACGGGUCGGGUGGUAUUAACAACAAGGUGAAUUAUAGUGGAGGAAUUAGUGAUAAUGUUGCUUUGGUGGAUUGUAUUCGAGCCCAAUGUGGGCCGGUUAUUGGUUCGGGUUUGUAUGGUAAUUGUGGAUCUCAAGAUGAUUUGAAUGGAGCAGAAAAAAUGAGGCAAGAUAUAGAUGCUAGUGUUGGCUCAGUUGUUCCUCCACAACAACAUCUAAUGAAUGGAUUUAGCCAGCAUUACUACCUUCCAGGUGAAUAUAUGUUUAAUAUGUUUGAUGGAGAUAGAUUGGAGAAAUUUCGCAACUCAAUUCAUUAA
Molecule: messenger RNA, 744 nt
Organism: Beta vulgaris subsp. vulgaris (sugar beet)
Lineage: Eukaryota; Viridiplantae; Streptophyta; Magnoliopsida; Caryophyllales; Amaranthaceae
Product: LOB domain-containing protein 2
Exons: 1
Coding region: 1-744 (247 amino acids)
Source: RefSeq, a predicted model, not a curated record